AUCUCCAAACAUAGCACGUCUACUUGAGCGUUUGCGUCGCAUCAACAAAAAGAAAAUGUUCUACUCGCUCGUGCAGACCAUCGUGUGUGUGCUGCUCAUACAGGGCGGCCUUUAUGCGCUGCACUUGAAUGGCCCCAGUGGCGGCAGCAGCAGCAUCAGCAGCAGCGGCAAUGGCGCGCGCGUUGCUAGUAGCAUUGGUGGUGUUGGAGUGAAUGCCCCAACGAACCUCGGCGGUAGCGGCGCCGCACAGCUCAAUACCGCCGCGAAUACCAAUCAAAUGCUCAAUAUACUAUCCGCAUCCCAGUACGCGCAACAUCUACAUGCCGGCGGCAGCGGCAGCGGUAGUGGCAGCGGUGGCGGAGGUGGUGGUGUUGGCCUUAGCGGCAGUGGCACUGGCAGUGGCAGUCUCUCGCAUGCGUUCAGCAAAUCCGCCGUCGCGCCUUUAGACAACGCUGGCCGUUUGACGCAGGAGUUGGCCGAUAUGGCGCAGCACGAGCGCGAGCGACUGAUGUUGCUCGGUCUGGCGAAGCAGGGCGCAGAAGCCCAUGCGGGCACUGGACAUCACGGACGUCCUUUUAUUACCGGACGCAUACAAAUGAGUCCCGUCGAGGAUGUGGAGAGCGACUAUCCGUCGCUGCUGUUGCAACAACCACGUGGCCCCAUGUACGGCAGCGUCGUGAAGCAACCAGCGGUGGUCGAGGACGAGUAUGCAGAUGAAGAGGGUGCAUAUGAGAGCGACCGUUUGAAUUAUGACGCGCACGGACGUCCAGAGCAUUAUGAGUAUGGGCGCAUAGUGCAACCGUCCGAUCGUGAAGAGUAUGGGCAGUUGCAGCGCGCCGAUGAGUUGGAUGAGCUGGUCGAGGCUGAGCCAGAGAUUGACGAUAUGCUUACCGAUUUGGAUAGCUACCAGUAUUUGGAUGAGUUGUUGCCGUUGGAGCAUCGCAGGGUGUGGGGUGAUGAGCCGCUAGCUUAUGGCGUCGCCGGUGGCAACACCAGGCCACAUCACUUGAACGAUGGCUUCCCGCUGCUGUUGAACCCAUACCGCACGCUUGAGGAGCUCGAGGAAAGUCCACCGCACACGCUACAGGAGCUAUUCGAAAAGAAACAGCAUAGUGGCGGUGCGAAAGAGCAUCGCGCGCAAGUGCAGCUGCAGGCAAAUGAACAGCAGCAGCACCAACAACAUCAUCAGACGCAACAGCAGCAGCAGCAGCAACAACACAUAUUCAACGGCGGCAUUAAGCAUCGCAAUGGCGGGUAUGGUGCUGCCGCUAGCGAUAGCGCUGCUGGCUAUAAUACACAUCUGCAGCAAAAGUGGCAGCGUAAACGCUCGCAACAACAACAACAUCAGCGUCAAUUGCAACAAUGGCAACGCAACAUUUUCGGUCAGCAGUUACACCAUUUUGGCGCACAAAACCAACGCCCCAUCAAACUAUCGCUGGCCAAUUCGGAAGCCACCGCCACAAAGCAUAUUCAACCAAAUAGUAGCAACAACAACAAAUUGCCAAGCGCUCUAAUCGCAAUGGCACCGCAGCAACAAAGUUCCUCCACAUCACUGCUGUCCCUCAAUGGUGCGGUAAUUAAAAGUGAACAGCAGCAGCAGCAACAACAGCAAGAACACAAACAACAGUCAAAACAGCAGCAAGCCGCCACGCCAAAUGCUGACGAUGUUGCUAGUUCAACGGGCGCUUUGGCCAAAGCUGCUGCAAAAUUGAAAGCACAGCAACAACACAAACAACUGCAGACGCCGCCACAGAAGCAAGAGUCUUUCUUGCAUCCCAAUCACAAGCGCUCCGGCAGUGGCAACAGCAAGUCCGCUACAGCUGCAGCGGCGGCGAAUAACGGCUACUCGUCCAUCGCGAGUCAGCUGAUGCUGCGCACGGCGCGAGGGCAGCGGCAGUAUGAUGUGCCACAAAUAGAUAAUGCCAAAUAUUUAGGUAUUCGGCUAGACGGACGUUUCGAAUAUAUCUUGAAAGCGAAAACAACUUGCACUGAAACUCCAUUCAGUGUACUGGUUACUUGGGCUUUAGCAAAUAUGUUCACUUUUAACUCCGCCCCUCGUAGUGUCCUGCUGCUUUUGCUGCUGGUAAUCACUGAUGGCCACUAUGCAUUGCAUCAAAUGGGCGGACAGAAUCCACAAGCGCCACCACAAGGCUUACACCAAUCGGAUCUAUCAACGCAUGACCUCUUGCCACCGUCAGAUUAUCCAACUGGUGAAGAAGAAAUCGGCUCUGAGGAAUGGAAUUAUCUGCAGACGGCAGAUCUGCCAUAUGGUAGUUUAAGUGAAGCCUUCCGAUUGGAGGCAGAUUUGUUACGCUUACAAAAGUGGCGUCAAAUCAAGCAACAAAAAAAGCAACGACAACAAUUGUGGUUGGAGAAUAUGUUAGAACUGCUGGAAAAACAGCAGCAUAACUUAGAUGGCCAACAGCAGCAGCAAAAAUCAGAACAAAAUGCUAGAAAUCAACACUUGCCAAUGAAGAAGCAAAUGGAACAAACGAAGCAGCAGCAACAGCAACAGCAUGACACUUAA
This is a messenger RNA of Anastrepha obliqua, 2527 nucleotides long. It is a transcript of the gene jeb, whose product is annotated as transcriptional regulator ovo. Gene Ontology annotation, cellular component: SAGA complex. The record is from RefSeq and is a predicted model, not a curated record. NCBI's taxonomy places the organism in Eukaryota, Metazoa, Arthropoda, Insecta, Diptera, Tephritidae. Bases 56 to 2527 code for a protein of 823 amino acids. Gene Ontology annotation, biological process: regulation of transcription by RNA polymerase II. Gene Ontology annotation, molecular function: transcription coregulator activity. The transcript has 4 exons.